AAAAUAUUUAUUGACCAAUGGUGAAAAUGAAUGUCCUCAAUGAUUGCCUCCGUUCUAUUGUGAACGCUGAAAGACAAGGAAGAAAGCAAGUGCUCAUUAGACCCACAUCCAAAUUAGUUGUGAAGUUCUUAUAAGUUAUGCAAAGACACGGCUACAUUGGUGAAUUCGAAAUCGUUGAUGAUCAUAGAAGUGGCAAGAUUGUUGUUGAAUUAUUGGGACGCAUUAAUAAAUGUGGUGUGAUCUCUCCUAGAUAUGAUGUUACAUUAGGAGAAUUUGAAAGAUGGGCUAACAACAUUCUACCUGCUAGACAAUUUGGUUGCGUCGUCCUUACAACCAAUGUUGGAAUCCUUACACACGAAGAAGCCAGAUAAAGACAUAUUGGAGGUAAAAUCCUUGGUUUCUUCUAUUGAUAUCAUUAUAAACACGUAGUACAAUAAAUAUUUAUGUAUUUAUCUAAGUAACUGGAUAUAAAUUAA
Messenger RNA from Paramecium tetraurelia, 476 nucleotides. RefSeq lists its product as uncharacterized. The transcript has 3 exons. Gene Ontology annotation, biological process: translation. Gene Ontology annotation, molecular function: structural constituent of ribosome. Lineage: Eukaryota; Ciliophora; Oligohymenophorea; Peniculida; Parameciidae. Gene Ontology annotation, cellular component: ribosome; cytosolic small ribosomal subunit. The record is from RefSeq and is a predicted model, not a curated record.